GUGGCAUGUCCUUGGCUAUAAGUAGCCUAGUACUCCUCCAUGUUUUGGUAGAAAAAGAUACAGGCGAGUUCGUCGCCGGAAAAUCUACUGUGCUUCUUCUACCUCGCGUUCGCGUGCGUGUGUGUGUUCCUGGGCAGAGCCAUCAAUUGGUACCAGAGCCGGAGAAGAUGUCGACUUCGUCGAAAAAGGGCUCAGGCUCCGGUGAGGACGACUCGCCGCGUCACGUCGUGGUGGAGCGCGUCGUUUCCAACAUCGGCAGCACGGGAGAGAUUCCGAAGCUGUCGAAGACGAACUACCACGAGUGGGCGCUCGAGAUGCAAGUCAACCUGGAGGGCAUGGAGCUUUGGGAUGCCGUGGAGGCAGGCAACGCCGAGCGCGGCAAGGAUCGAAGGGCGUUGGCCGUCAUCCUGCGCGGGGUGCCGCCGGAGAUGAAGUCCGGGCUCGCCGCGAAGAAGAGCGCGAAGGAGGCGUGGGCGGCGGUAAAGUCCUUGAGAAUGGGCGAUGCGCGCGUGCAGGAGGCCAAGGCGCAGUACCUCCUCAAGCAGUUCGAGCUCGCGGCGUUCAAGGACGGCGAGGCGAUUGAUGACUUCGCCGUGCGGAUCGACUCCCUCGCCGCGGAGCUGCGCGGACUCGGGGAGAAGAUGGAGGAGGAGCGCGUCGUCAAGAAGAUGCUGCGUGUUGUACCGUCAAAGUACAACCAGAUCGCGUGCACCAUCGAGAUGUUCGGCGACCUGAAGAAAAUGUCGCUUGAGGAGCUCGUCGGGCGGCUGCGCGUGGCGGAGGAGCGAUGCGGCAGCGUCGUCGAGUCGGCUGCGGACGGCGUCGGGCGCCUGCUGCUCACUGAGGAGCAGUGGGAGGAUCGCCGGCGCCAGCGCGAUGGCAAGCAGCGGGCGUGCGGUGGCGAAGGAGCACGUCGCGACAGCGACGAGAGGCGUGGUCGCCGGAACGAUGACCACAGUGACAACGACGACGAUGACGAUCGCGGCAGCACGAGCUCGGGGAGUAGGCGUGGCGGGAGCCGCUACCGAGGGCGAUGCUUCGAGUGCGGCGAGCGCGGCCACAGGGCCAAGGACUGCCGUGGGAAGAAGAAGGAAAGGGCCCUCCUCGCCGACGUCGACGACGAGCCGACGCUCCUGUAGGUUGGGCGUACGGGGGUGUCGUGGUUUAGGGGGUGAUUGUUAGAAAUAAACCACGACAAGUAGUGUCCAUGGCGUGUGUGUCUGUGUGCCGCGUCGUGGUGGUGUCGUGUGUGCUAGUUUGGAUAGAGUUCAGGCUGUUGGAUGGAGUGGUGUGGGUGGCGCCGAUUCAAACGGUGGAAGCCGCGUCGUCCGGGAUGAGCAAGUGGCUCACGGUGAUUGCUGCGCAAGUCCUGCGGAUCAUGGCGCGAAGGCCGGCAUGGAGGCGAGC
Molecule: messenger RNA, 1407 nt
Organism: Phragmites australis (common reed)
Lineage: Eukaryota; Viridiplantae; Streptophyta; Magnoliopsida; Poales; Poaceae
Exons: 2
Coding region: 6-1139 (377 amino acids)
Molecular function (GO): nucleic acid binding; zinc ion binding
Source: RefSeq, a predicted model, not a curated record